This is a messenger RNA of Sphenostylis stenocarpa, 942 nucleotides long. The record is from the annotation of a GenBank genome assembly. Lineage: Eukaryota; Viridiplantae; Streptophyta; Magnoliopsida; Fabales; Fabaceae.
AUGAUCACAAACAGGCAAGGAAGGAAGAAAUUCCUUCCAUUAAGCGGCUUAUGUAUUGGCGGCGAAGGUGGGAUUGCGGGGCUUUUUGUGUUCGGUGGAGCCUUGGCCAUUGCAGGUUUCAUGGCAGCUGCUUCUUUUGCCAGCAACAAACAAGAGGCAAAGGGCACCCAUGAUCAACAGACUAAACCUAAACCCCAACAACUGUUAUUGGCCGAACACGAGUGUAAGAGUGAAGAAGAUCAUCAUGACACCACCCAAAGUCUCACCUCUCUUAUUCAGAACUCAUCAAUCCAACAUGGAGAUGCCACAUGCUAUUGGAAAUCUGAUAUGGGCAUCGACCAAGAGGAGAAAAGUGGGCUUAAAUCGGGAAGUGUUGAUCACGAGAGUCCAACCUGCUUUCAACAUCAGGAAAUUGUGUUUUCUGACUCUUCGCACCCAGAAAGUGCAGCGUCGUCCAACGGAAGUGUGAUUGCGGAGGAAUGCAUGGUAUCGUUGUUUAACAGACCCAGUGGUCAAGAACAAGAGGCGGUUCAAAAGGAUGAAGUACCUCAAGACGAUCAAACGUCCUCAGAAACAGAAACCGAAACCGAGGACGAUGUUGAUGAUGAUGAUGAGGAUGAGGAUGACAUGAUGUCCGAUGAUGUUUCAGAGGCUGGCGAAGAUGAUAGCUCAAACGAAGCAGGGAACACCUCCCUGAAUUACAAGGAGGAGCAAGUUUGGCCUGCAGAGCUGAUUCAACAUGGAAAGGAAAAAUUCAAGGGAGGCAGCCAUGUUUGUUCCGGCUCUGACGUGGAUAGCUCUGACUACGACGAGAACGUGACAGAGUCAUUUUAUGUACUAGAUGAGGGUCAUGCGGUAGUAGAGAUGGAAGACUUCAGACCAGGAAAAGUGACAUCUUGUAACGAGAAACACCCUAGCAAAUCUCCUUGGGUAAAUGCUUAG